Messenger RNA from Salvelinus sp. IW2-2015, 1865 nucleotides. It is a transcript of the gene rimoc1, whose product is annotated as rab7a interacting mon1-ccz1 complex subunit 1. NCBI's taxonomy places the organism in Eukaryota, Metazoa, Chordata, Actinopteri, Salmoniformes, Salmonidae. The record is from RefSeq and is a predicted model, not a curated record. Gene Ontology annotation, biological process: mitophagy.
AUAUGCUAUCAACCGAUUUAAAAAUAACUAUUCAUUUUGUUAUACAUGUUCUUUGCUGGACCAAGCCUUCACUGUGGGUUCCCUAAACCAGCAUUGACUGCACUAUAUAAAUGCAAUCGCCAAGAACAUAAUUAUAUGAAAUUGACAGAGUGGACAAAUCCAUGGAUAUAUUUGGAGCAAACAUGUUGUGGAUCAAAGUGCCGCAGAAAAUCAAAUAAAGACAUUUCAUCACGUGAAUAAUCAUAGCGUCACGUGACAGUGUGUUUAGUCAUGGCGGACGACUGCAGACGACAGGGGUUUGAGCUGGAGAGAAGGAUUUUUGAGUUGGACAAUAAGUGCGCCAGUCUCAGAUCUGAGAAACAAGAUGAUGACUAUUUACAGAAUGCUUCUGCGAUACUAGACAAGUUGAAAAGCUUUUACAGACAAGGGGGAGAGAGUAGCAGUCUGCCUAAACUGCUUCAGGAUUACACUCAGGUGAUCCUGGACAUCACGUUCUAUGAGGAGAACAAGCUGGUGGACCAGGAGUUCCCAGAGGACUGCUCGCCCUUUAAGAUCCAACAGCUGCUGCAGGACCUCACAGAGCCAGAGGUGUUGGCAGGGAGGCUGGCACCGGCCCAAGAGGUGCAGUCAGUCUUGGGGCUAGAGGUGUUGGAGUGCCUCUACUGGAGACGUGGAGCACUGCUCUACAUGUACUGUCACACCCUCCACCAACGCAAGCAGUGGAUCAAGAAGAACAAGGCCACUUUCCUCAAGUGUCUUCAGGAGGGUGUACGCUACCUGAUGAGGAUGCUGCAGGUGAGGAACUCUGUGAAGCUCAACGACGGGGUGGUGUUUCAUGACUCUGCUACUGCCAACUUCCUGGCUGAAGGCAUCUUUUCAGACACCCACCUGUUGACGAUGAUGUACAUCGGGGAGAUGUGUUUCUGGGCAGUGAAGUACGAGGACUGCAGCGUUGAUUCCACAGAACGCAAAGAGGACCGACUCCACUUCCGGGACAUUGGGACACAGAUCCUGCACAAAUACGUGCUGGCCUGUGAGGGCCCUCUUCAGGGCCAGGGCUGGAACACUGAGAAUGCCAAGGAGAUCCUUAGUAUCUUACAGUGAAAUGGGGAGGGCUCUGUGUACAAGUUGCCCAUAGGGACUGAUAUGGGAUCAGAUGAUCAAACCCCAAAUUGUAAUGCUAAGCAUUAAGAGAGGGGGAAUCUGACCUUAGAUCAGUUUCUAGGAGCAACUUUUUCCCGUUCUGAAAGGCUCCGGCCGACAGGUUGGGGCAAGGGUAUGGAGGGGUGUUAAUUAAAUUUUAUUCUCUCUGUCUCCUGAAAGAAGCACUUAUCUUCUAGAUUCUGGACUGUUGGACAGGCAUGUGUUAUGCUCUGAGAAUGUGGUAGAAUAAUAAUAUUAAAAGAUUAAGAAAAUAACACAUUGUUACAAAAAAUAAAACAAAGAUCGUUUGAAGAUUAAUGAUAAUCCACCUGGUAAUGAGACAUCGCACAGCAACUGUUUUUAUUUAUUUGUUUUUAAUGAUGUUGUUUUUUUAAAUUAAUUGCAUUUAUAUAAAUAUAUAUUAAAAAAGUUAAGGUGGGGAAUACACAGAGUUGGAGACUGAUGGAUUCAUGAACAUUUUCGAGUAUGUACAGUUUUGUUUAAGAUAUCAGCUUUGUAAUAUGCGACUUCUUUUUCUCACUUAUAAAACAUAAUUUUUUUGCCCACACUUUGACAAGGAGUAAUGUCCCAGUGAUGGAAACUUUGAUAUUUUGAUAGUAUGCAUUUAAAUGGAGAAUCUCUGUGUUGUUCGUUUUGAAGGAAAAUGUUUUUCAUUUAAUUUUAUGUCGUCGUUGAAAAUAAAUACUGUGUUGGUUUCAAAA